AUCUGGCUGGCCGAGAGGGUUACCACACACUGAGAGGACAGAGCUGUCCUGUUUGAGGAGGGACUGAGAAGAAAAGGAAGAAACAGAAAGAGGACAAAGGGACUUCUUUUUGCACUGUGCGGGUCAGCUGCUGAGUCUCGGCUUCAGAGGUCGUGUAUGAUGCUUUUGGCUGAUGAAAAGAAAUCACCAAAGAAAUGAGUUUGGGGGCAGCGUGCAUUUUCUUGCGAGGAGGGAAAAAUGUGUCAAGACAACUGGCUGAUGAUGAGAUUGAUGAGCUGCGUGAUGCAUUCAAUGAGUUUGAUAAAGACAAGGACGGGCUGAUCACCUGUAAGGACCUUGGGAAUCUGAUGAGGACGAUGGGCUACAUGCCCACGGAGAUGGAGCUGAUCGAGCUGGGUCAGAACAUCAACAUGAAUCUUGGUGGCAGAGUUGACUUUGAGGACUUUGUAGAGCUGAUGGCCCCGAAGCUUCUGGCAGAAACGGCUGGGAUGAUUGGCAUGAAGGAGCUCAAAGACGCUUUUAAAGAGUUCGACAUGGACGGAGAUGGAGAGAUCACAACAGAGGAGCUGCGGUCCGCCAUGAAUAAACUGAUGGGAGAACACAUGAGCCAAAAAGAGAUAGAUGCAAUAGUAAAAGAAGCAGAUGACAACGGAGAUGGCACAGUAGACUUUGAAGAGUUUGUCAGAAUGAUGUCCCGUCAAUGACACAGGAGGAGGCCGUCACUCAAGAAAAAUACCUUUGCACCUCAACAGACAUGUGUUAAUAUUUAUGCUGUCUUUCUAUGAUGCUCUAUGACUGAUUAGCUUGUACAUGUUAAGAACAAAUAAUAUUAAUAUCCAUAUUAAAUUCAAGUCACUCUCAGAGAGUUUUACUGCUAUGCAAAGACUGACAAUGUAUGUACAUGUAUG
Molecule: messenger RNA, 908 nt
Organism: Larimichthys crocea (large yellow croaker)
Lineage: Eukaryota; Metazoa; Chordata; Actinopteri; Sciaenidae
Gene: cabp5a
Product: calcium binding protein 5a
Exons: 7
Coding region: 195-704 (169 amino acids)
Cellular component (GO): cytoplasm
Molecular function (GO): calcium ion binding; calcium channel regulator activity
Source: RefSeq, a predicted model, not a curated record